Theobroma umbraticum is the source of this 1173-nucleotide messenger RNA. RefSeq lists its product as uncharacterized. The record is from RefSeq and is a predicted model, not a curated record. Lineage: Eukaryota; Viridiplantae; Streptophyta; Magnoliopsida; Malvales; Malvaceae.
UAAAGCCACUCAACUUCACAAAGUCAUCUCUCUUUCUUUCCCUCAUGAGAAGCUAAGAGCUUUUGAGACCAAACAAUUGGGAAGGCCCGCCAUGGCUUUUCUGCUAACUAACCUUUCUUCUUCUCUCCUCCUUCAAACCAGAACUUGCUCUAAAGAUAGAGAAAAACCCAUUCACCAACCACUGCUUUCCCAAACUCCCAAGCUCUCCUCUGGAACUCUAACUGUGCAAUCCCCAACCCUCCGAGGCUCCCAGGUUAAGGUUCACUCUCCCUCACUUCACCAGGACAAGCAACAGCACCCCCACCAAAGAGAUGAGUUUUAUGUCAACCUAGGACUUGCUGUUAGGACUCUUCGUGAGGAUUUGCCUUUGCUUUUCACCAGAGACCUCAAUUAUGACAUUUACAGGGAUGAUAUUACUUUUGUAGACCCUUUGAAUACAUUUUCUGGUAUUGAAAACUACAAAUUGAUCUUCUGGGCUUUGAGAUUUCAUGGUAAAAUAUUGUUCAGAGAGAUUUCCCUUGAAGUUUUUAGGAUUUGGCAACCUUCAGAGAAUAUCAUAUUGAUUAGAUGGAACUUGAGAGGUGUCCCUAGAGUUCCAUGGGAGGCCAAGGGACAGUUUCAGGGUACUUCAAGGUACAAAUUAGAUCGAAAUGGAAAAAUCUAUGAGCAUAAGGUUGAUAAUUUAGCAUUUAAUUUCCCACAGCCGUUUAAACCAGCAGCCUCCGUGUUGGAUUUGGUUGCUGCUUGCCCGGCAAGUCCUAAUCCAACAUUUCUAUGGGGCCCUGUGGACAUGUAUCAAUCAUCUUGGGUUGAGUUUUAUCGUGCAGUUAGAGAGACAUUGGAUCGAGAAGGAUAUUUGCUUGCUCAAGAUGGUUUCGCUACUUGUUCAUAGUCUGAGUUACUUCAUACUUAUUGUAUAUGGUGAAAUUUUAUAAUAUAUACGUGUAUCAGCACAUUACCAUUUUUAUAAUGGAUCUGGAAAUAGCUAGUAAAGGUUUUGUUGAAGGAUAAGGUGUAUGUACAUAGGCCAGAACGCUGGAGAGUUUCAUGUAAUUCUUGAGUUGCCAGAGGAAGAGAAGCCUGGGCAUAUUUGGUUCAGCUCUUAGAAGGCAAUGUGUAUGUAUACAGAAUCUUAAUCUAUUGAUUUAAUUAGAGCUUAUAUUCACUUGCUUA